Messenger RNA from Musa acuminata subsp. malaccensis (wild Malaysian banana), 971 nucleotides. RefSeq lists its product as uncharacterized. The record is from RefSeq and is a predicted model, not a curated record. NCBI's taxonomy places the organism in Eukaryota, Viridiplantae, Streptophyta, Magnoliopsida, Zingiberales, Musaceae.
UCUUCGUCGGCAGCUGCUACUAAAUUGGGCCGUUCUGUUUUGCCCCUUCUGCUAGGGCUUCGAGUCUUCUCCUACCUCGCGGCCAAUUAGCUCUGUUGCUGCCUCGGCUGCAGAGUAAUUAGGUUAUGGCAGCAGAUGAUGAUGGCAUCUCAGUGCUGCUUAAUGAACCCAGUGAAUCUGAUGAGAGAUCAGUUGAGCUCUUAGAUGAGGUUUCCGCUGUACUUCAAGAGUCUAUCAAAUCAGAUGAGAAGACAGCUGAACUCAAACCAGAAGAGGUAGCUUGGGUAGAUUCCUGCCUUGAAUUUGGUCCAGAAAUGUCAGAUGAUAAAUGGAUUUCUCUGAAAAAUGCACUGCUUGAUGCUCUGAGCUCCUAUCCUACAUCUUACGAAGCCACAUCUGCCGCCAUGGAGAGCAACGAAGACGACGAGAGUGUUCAAGUGAGCGAGGUGGCAGCUCAAGAUCAUGUCGCAGAGCAUCAACCAUCUGAGGAGACACAGAAAGAGGCUGUGGAUGUGGAAGUUUCAGUGAGUCAAGAGGAGGUGGAAUCACGAGAGAGUAUUUUCAAGGUGUGGGAUUUGGAGACUCCAGCAGCUGAAGAGGAGGAAGAUGAACUUAUCCAACAGCUGAAGAAGCUUCUCACCGGAAGUAGAGAAGGUCAAGAAGAGCUGCAACCUAGCAAUUCCAGCUUGGCUCUCAGCCAAGAAAACGUCGCUGAACUUGUCACAAGCAUGGUGGAUUUGUCGCUGAAGCCUUUCGACGAGUAACUAAUGAAUUUGCCAUCCUAACUGCAACAGAGACUACAAACAUGAAGAUUGGUUCUGUCAUUUAAGCCAUUCCUGUCUUUUAUUUGUUUGUUCUGACUUGCUCUUUGUACUCGAAAUGCCCAGUCUAUAUUUCUUGGUAUACUUUAGUCUUUUAACUUGAGAAAAUACUGAAUGCUUGUUUAUUGGAAAGAAGACUAAUGUUUUAGA